Molecule: messenger RNA, 1626 nt
Organism: Gracilinanus agilis (Agile Gracile Mouse Opossum)
Lineage: Eukaryota; Metazoa; Chordata; Mammalia; Didelphimorphia; Didelphidae
Gene: MRPL19
Product: mitochondrial ribosomal protein L19
Biological process (GO): translation
Cellular component (GO): ribosome; mitochondrial large ribosomal subunit
Molecular function (GO): structural constituent of ribosome
Source: RefSeq, a predicted model, not a curated record
AUGGAUGUUGAGGCAGCCGGCGCUGGCACCUGCCUUUGCCCGACUCCAAACUCACCUCCGGCAGCGACGGGCACCACCCAACAACGGGGGUCCUCGGGGGAACGGCCUGGAUGCGAAGCCCUCCAGAGGCUGGCCCUGGGAGCCUGGUGCUUAGGGCACGGCCCUGGAGGGAUAUCUGUGGAGAGGACCCAGGGACGUGGGCAGGGAGGCGAGGGAGGGAGGCGAGCCAAGCCUGGAACGCUGGCGGCCUCCGAAAGGGCCAGAGAACCGGUGAGCAGCCGCUGCCAGGAGGUCCAGGAAGGGCCCGUUCCUGGGACUCCUCAGCGGCUCGGCCGUGUUUGGAGGCGACCCCCAGGGGAGCAGCUGCGAGGCCUGGGGGAGGCUGACAGGGCCCCAGGACACCAGCCACGGGAGAAACAGGCCGAGUGGGCAGCCGGGGAGAAGCCUGGCCAGAGCCAGCCGUCGUUUUCUGAGGCCGGGCCCAGCCCUCUUCCCUCCUCAGCCACAGUCCCCUGGACCCAAGUCAGCCUCCGGAAGCUGGAGACUCAGCCCCGCCCCUCCCCAGGUCUUAGCGACUGCCCCCUCGCGGCCUUGCGGCAGGUCGGCAGUGACAGGGGAAGCGCCGCUUCGCAAACGGCUGCGUUUGGCCCCCGCCGGCUACCGUCCUCCCGCCACCGUCCGGUCAUGUGUUACACUCCCCGCGCAGGCGCAGACCCGGGAAACAUGGCGGCGUCCGCGGGCCUCGCGUCCGCCUCCCUCCACCUUCGCCUUCGCCUGGGAGUCGCGCCGCGCUUGUCCGCCUGCCGCGCCCUCUCUGGCCCCGGGACUCCCGGGGGCUUCCAGCCGCCCCCCAAGCCGGUCAUUGUAGACAAGAGGCGGGAGCCCGAGCGGGAGCGCAGGUUCCUAAGCCCCGAGUUCCUCCCUCCCCGGGGGCGGACGAAGCCGCUGAAGUUCCAGCUGGAGCGCCAGGACAUGCUGGAGCGGCGGAAGGUCCUGCACAUUCCCGAGUUCUACGUAGGGAGCAUCCUGGCCGUCACCUCCUCGGACCCUCACGCCAAGGGCAAAAGCAGCCGCUUCCUGGGCAUUUGUACCCAGAGGUCUGGCCACGGCCUCGGGGCCACCUUCGUUCUGCGCAACACCAUCGAGGGCCAAGGGGUGGAGAUCUGCUUUGACCUGUACAGCCCGCGGAUCCAGGAAAUCCAAGUGGUCAGGCUGGAGAAGCGCCUGGACGACAACCUCAUGUACCUGCGCGACGCCCUGCCCGAGUACAGCACCUUCGAGCUGGACAUGAAGCCGGAGGCCCCCGCCGCCGGCCAGGAGGUCCCCGUCAACCCGCUCAAGGUCAAAAUGAAGCCCAGGCCCUGGUCCAAGCGCUGGGAGCGGCCCAAGUUCAACAUCCAGGGCAUCAGGUUCGACCUGUGCCUCAGCGAGGAGCAGUUGCGGGAAGCCCGCAAGUGGAGCCAGCCCUGGCUGGAGUUCGACAUGAUGAGAGAGCGGCCCACCGAGGCCCUGGAGGCCCAGAUCUGGGAGGAGGUGGAGGCGGCCCGGCUGGGGCGCUGCUGAGCAGCGGAGGGUCUCUCACACACACACACACAGGGCAGCGGUACAAUAAACAUUUAUCUGGCA